AUGGAGUGUAAAAUUGACGAUUUACCAGAUGUCUUAUUGGAAUAUAUUUUAAGUCUAAUUCCACCAUAUAAAGAUCUUCAAGAAUGUAAACUUGUAUCCAAAAGAUGGUUCCGUGCUACCAAAAAUGUAAUCCAACAUAAUAAAGCACAUUUUCAUAAAUCUGUGGCUUAUGGAUCGUUACUUUGGAAUCCAUGGCCAUCUACACAUUGGAUGCCCAUAAUUGCAAAGAGACAUUCACAUUCUGCUUGCAUAUAUGAAAACUCUAUGUAUGUUUUUGGUGGAUGUACUGCUACAUGUACAGCAUUUAAUGACUUAUGGAGAUUAGAUCUAGAUACAAGAGCAUGGGUUAGAUUAAUCACUAUGGGAAGUUAUCCAUCUCCUAAAGCUUCUGCUACAAUGUUAUAUUACAAGAAAAGCUUCAUUUUAUUUGGUGGAUGGUCUCAUCCAUCACCACAUCCUUUACAUCCACGAUGGAAAUUAUUCAAUGAAUUACAUGUAUAUUCUAUAGAAUCCAAUAAAUGGAUUGCUAUAAAUACCUUGGAAACACCUCCACCCACUUCUGCACAUUCUGCAUCAAUCCACAAAAACUACAUGAUUGUUUUUGGUGGUAUAUGUAAUGGAUACAGAUCCAAUGACAUAUGGUGUUUGAAUCUGGAUUCAUAUAGUUGGCACAAACAGGCCACUUCAAACUUGAAGCCACAACCACGUUAUGGUCAAUCUCAGAUAGAACUUGGAGAUAAACAUCUUCUUGUAUUAGGAGGGUGUACUGGACCCAAUGUUGCUAUGAAUGAUGCUUGGUUGUUAACAAUGGAAGGUGCAGCAUGGACAUGGAGAAAAGUAAACAUGCACAAUACAGAAUGGGCACCAACACGUAUUUGGUGUCACCAAGCUUGUAAGGUGGGAAACUAUGUUAUCGUUCUUAGUAUAAAUAAAUGUCAGAAUAAACCGAAUGAUAUGAGUAUAUCACUAAAGAAGGUCACUUGUCAAAGGACAGCACCACCAAGAACAAGUGAUUCAUCUCCUUUACAUGGAAGACAAGCAAAUGUAUUUCAAUUCGUUAGAGAUGAAAACAUUAAUGGCCGGCAUGGAACUUUUUCAAAAAUAUCUGUACAAAAUUCAUCUCCAUCGUCAUAUCCUCCUAUUUUUACAAAAAAUUUAACAUUAUCUAACGAUAAUGUUUUAAGUAUGGCCGCUUUUCGUAACGAAAAGCGUAACGGUACUAACAGCCAUCGACAACGUCAAUUAGAAUAUCUUCGUAGAAUGGAAGAAAGUAUUCGAAAGCGAAGAGCACAGACAAAACCUGCAAAGAAAACAGGAAAUACAUUGUCUAUAUUUGUGUUAGAUAUUACGAAUGUCUUAUGUGAUGAGUGCAGUGCUUCAUGGAUUCCUUUAAAGCACAAUGAUCAAUCAGGCCCUGAUGAAAGAAUACUUUACUCGCUUGUAGCUGGUCGCGGUGAAUUAAUAGUAUUUGGAGGCAUUCGAAAAGAACAAACAUCUAUACAAAAUCAUCCUGACAUGGAUGAGUCUGAAGUUUAUAACGAUCUACAUUUUAUAAAUCCGCCUAGAUAUGUUAUUUAAUAUGU
This is a messenger RNA of Habropoda laboriosa, 1583 nucleotides long. RefSeq names its product F-box only protein 42 (gene Fbxo42). Bases 1 to 1578 code for a protein of 525 amino acids. The record is from RefSeq and is a predicted model, not a curated record. Lineage: Eukaryota; Metazoa; Arthropoda; Insecta; Hymenoptera; Apidae. Gene Ontology annotation, molecular function: protein binding. The transcript is spliced from 7 exons.